Melitaea cinxia (Glanville fritillary) is the source of this 928-nucleotide messenger RNA. It is a transcript of the gene RpS2, whose product is annotated as 40S ribosomal protein S2-like. Gene Ontology annotation, molecular function: structural constituent of ribosome; RNA binding. Gene Ontology annotation, cellular component: cytosolic small ribosomal subunit; ribosome. The record is from RefSeq and is a predicted model, not a curated record. NCBI's taxonomy places the organism in Eukaryota, Metazoa, Arthropoda, Insecta, Lepidoptera, Nymphalidae. Gene Ontology annotation, biological process: translation. The coding region runs from base 117 to 902 and encodes 261 amino acids. The transcript has 3 exons.
UUAACCAUAAACAACAACAUUCCAUUCCAAACUUCAUUCCUUCCCUCAAUAUCGAAUGAAAUAACCAGCUUCGUCCAUUUUGAAUUUGACCGUCGCUUCGAGCUCACGAAUCAACAAUGGCGGACGCAGCUCCAGCCGGUGGUCGUGGCGGUUUUCGCGGUGGCUUUGGAUCUCGUGGUGGCGAUAGAGGUCGCGGUGGGCCUCGCGGUCGCGGCCGUGGACGUGGUCGCGGUCGCGGACGUGGCAAGGAAGACCAAAAGGAAUGGGUUCCAGUAACCAAGUUGGGCCGUCUCGUUAGAGAGGCAAAGAUCGAUAAAUUGGAGAGCAUCUACCUGUUCUCCUUGCCCAUCAAAGAAUUCGAAAUUAUCGACUUCUUCCUCGGCCCUUCGUUAAACGAUGAAGUGCUUAAAAUCAUGCCCGUUCAGAAGCAAACACGUGCCGGUCAACGCACACGUUUCAAGGCAUUCGUGGCAAUCGGAGACAACAACGGACAUAUUGGUCUUGGCGUCAAGUGCAGCAAGGAAGUGGCAACUGCCAUUAGAGGCGCUAUCAUCUUGGCUAAAUUGUCUGUUUUACCAGUGCGAAGAGGAUACUGGGGAAACAAAAUCGGCAAACCACACACUGUCCCAUGCAAGGUUACUGGCAAAUGUGGUUCAGUUACUGUGCGUCUGAUUCCCGCUCCUCGUGGUACUGGUAUCGUGUCUGCUCCAGUUCCUAAGAAACUGCUUCAGAUGGCUGGUGUACAAGACUGUUACACUUCAGCUCGUGGUUCUACUGGAACUCUUGGCAACUUCGCUAAAGCUACUUAUGCAGCUAUAGCUAAGACUUAUGCUUACCUGACACCAGAUUUGUGGAGGGAUAUUCCAUUGACCAAGUCGCCAUAUUCCGAAUUCAAAGUCUAAACAAAGGAAUAAAUAAAUCCCAUGUA